This is a messenger RNA of Pistacia vera, 1482 nucleotides long. RefSeq names its product formin-like protein 7. Lineage: Eukaryota; Viridiplantae; Streptophyta; Magnoliopsida; Sapindales; Anacardiaceae. The record is from RefSeq and is a predicted model, not a curated record. Gene Ontology annotation, molecular function: RNA polymerase II complex binding. Bases 59 to 928 code for a protein of 289 amino acids. Gene Ontology annotation, cellular component: RNA polymerase II, holoenzyme. Gene Ontology annotation, biological process: mRNA 3'-end processing. The transcript has a single exon.
UAUAAUUGUUGGUUAUAAUGCACAGGUUGCUCGAGGUCAGAUUGAGCGAGCAAGUGAUAUGAGGAAAAGGCUAACAUCUCCUCCAGUUCCUGGUCUUCCAUCUGGCAAUAAUAUUCCAGCAACAGAGUCUGCAAAGGUGGUAGAGUCCAUUAUUCCCUCUAUUCAGCCAACCAGCGCUCCACCUCACUCUCUCAACCAACCUGUCCUUUCAUUUGCACCAUUGAAAGCUACUGAAGAAGAUAACAAGAAAGCAGCGGCAGCUGCUGUUGCUGCUAAGCUUGCUGCCUCUACAUCCUCUGCCCAGAUGCUUACCUCGGUUCUUUCAUCUCUUGUUGCAGAAGAAGCUGCCUCAUUGAAUGGUAGCUUAAACUCUGGUGGAUUCACUGCAGGUUUAUCCAUAUUCCCGCCAGAAAAACGGCCCAAACUUGAGAAACCAAUGGCCAUUUCUGAUGUCAGCAAUUCUGAUGUGGGCAACUCAACCUAUUUUAGCUCUUUACAACAGCAACCAAUGACCAAUAUGCCAGUUGUACCAUCCUCAAGUAUGCAACCAAUGGCCCAAUCAAACCAGAUGCAAUCACCAUUUGCUCCAGCUCCGCCACCACCUCCUCCACCCCCUCUAUCACCCGUAAAUCCACCAGUUAGUCAAUAUGUUCAGUCUGCUGGUAUGAUGGUUGGUGUCAUGCCAUAUGGUUAUGGAGCAAAUGCACUACCACCACCACCUCUGCUGCCUCCACAUAUUGCAAUGGGUUUGGGACGACCUGGUUCCCAGUCACUACAGCCUCAGCCACAGCCACAGCCCCAGCAUUCGCAGCAGCAACAACAGCAACAGCAGCAGCAGCAACCAGCUGGAGGAGGAUAUUAUCGGCCGCCAGGCAUUGGAUUUUAUGGGCAGAGCCAGCCUUCAACGCCUCCAGUACCUCGGCAGUAAGCUACCCUCAAAACUCACGGGUGACAGGGUCCUUAAAGAGGCUGUUGUGUAUUGGGUUUUUCAGGCAAAGCCAUCAACCAGUACUUAUCCAACCUCGGCAUGGAGUUUUUCUUAAAAUCAUGAAACUCAUCGGGUCUUCAUGAUCUGUGCUAUUGUGUAAAUUAAUAGAAAUUUAGUUAGAUGUGCAUGUAGACUUAAUAUGAAAUCCUUUCACUGACACCCCACCUUAGGAUUCAUCAUACCCCCCAAAUCCAUGAUUACUUGCAAUGUUGCAUUGUAUCUGUGUAUUACCUGACGGAAACGAGACCUGACAGUACGACCCCUAUACUGUUUAACGCAAAAUAAUGUACGUGUUUAGUAGCAUGGGGGGUCAUCAUAUCUAGCCGUAAAAUAUUUGCAGGCACCUCUAUAUCUUGUUUUAGGCACCUUUUUUCUCUGCAUCCAGCAAUUGCUUCAAAUGUUGAACUUGAAUGCCUUUUUCAUCCUGCUUUCUUGGAUUUAGCUGUUUGGUAAAUUAUAACGACAUGCUGGAAGAAAAUAAGAAUACUGACUGU